Messenger RNA from Populus euphratica (Euphrates poplar), 2546 nucleotides. RefSeq names its product target of Myb protein 1-like. The transcript is spliced from 9 exons. The record is from RefSeq and is a predicted model, not a curated record. Gene Ontology annotation, biological process: protein transport to vacuole involved in ubiquitin-dependent protein catabolic process via the multivesicular body sorting pathway. The coding region runs from base 296 to 2164 and encodes 622 amino acids. NCBI's taxonomy places the organism in Eukaryota, Viridiplantae, Streptophyta, Magnoliopsida, Malpighiales, Salicaceae. Gene Ontology annotation, molecular function: ubiquitin binding; phosphatidylinositol binding.
CGCGAAGAGAAGGCUGAAAGAAAAUGGCGAGUCAAAAAAUAAUGAAAAGAAAGGGGAGAAAAUCAAUGAGAAUUGAGAAGUGACCCAGAUAAAGAAAGAAAAGAGAGAAGGAAAACAACCAAGAAGGCCUAGAUUUAUUUUCUUUCCUGCCAAACAAGAAAAUAAUUAAUAAGAGAAAGAAAGAGAGAGACUUUCUUUUCAUCAUCAUCAUCAUCAUCACUGUCACCUUCAAUUUUGUCGUCGAACAACACUCCCAGAAAACGAGCUAAACACAAGUAAAGAAAGAGAGAGAUUGAUGGCUCUUGCUAUGGGGAUGGGUUUGGGUUCGUCUUCUUCGGCAACAGUUGCCGUUGAUAAAGCAACAUGCGAUCUUUUAAUCGGUCCUGAUUGGACCAUGAAUAUUGAUAUUUGUGACUCCGUUAAUUCUCAUCACUGGCAAGCCAAAGAUGUAGUGAAAGCUUUGAAGAAAAGGUUGCAGCACAAGAGCCCUAAAGUCCAACUACUCACUUUGACGCUUUUGGAGACAUUGGUGAAGAACUGUGGUGAUUAUGUCCAUUUUCAAAUUGCUGAAAAGAAUGUAUUGGGGGAAAUGGUGAAAAUCAUAAAGAAGAAGACAGAUAUGCAUGUGAGAGAUAAGAUUCUGGCUUUGCUUGAUUCUUGGCAAGAGGCAUUUGGUGGGCCUGGAGGAAAACACCCUCAGUAUUAUUGGGCAUAUGAGGAAUUAAGGCGUGCUGGAGUUGAAUUUCCCCAGCGAUCAUUAGAUGCGGCUCCAAUAUUUACACCACCGGCAACCAAUCCAACAUUGAGGCUUACCCAACCUGGUUAUGGAAUGCCUAGCAAUUCUUCUAGAAGACUUGAUGAAACAAUGGCUGCAGAGAUUGAAGGCUUAAGUUUGUCAGGCUUGGAUUCCAUGUGGGAUGUUAUGGAGCUCUUGAAUGAUAUGCUGCAAGCUGUUAACCCUGGAAACUGUGAGGCUAUAAAAGAUGAAGUGAUAGUUGAUCUUGUCGACCGGUGUAGGUCGAACCAGAAAAAAUUGAUGCAGAUGCUAGCUACAACUGGGGACGAGGAACUUCUUGGCAAGGGUCUUGAACUAAAUGACAGUCUGCAAAUCUUGCUUGCAAAACAUGAUGCUAUUGCUUCUGGCUCUCCAAUGCCAACUCAAGUUACAAGCUUAUGCUCCAAACCAAGUGAAGGAUGGUCCUCAGACAUCAAGCCAACUGAAGCAAGGGAUGCCAGACCAAGAUCUACAACUAAUUCCACCACACCAGUUCCUAAUGUGACAAGGAGCGCUAUAGAUGAAGAUGAUGAAGAGGAGGAUGGCUUCGCACAGCUAGCUCGGAGGCAUUCCAAAACACGUUCCAUGUCAUCUCAAAGCUCAUGUGGAACAAACGGGGCUCUUGUGCCAUUGAAUGCUGGCGUGCCCAUUGCAUCAACCUCUUCCCCACGCAAUGCUCUGGCUCUUCCUGACCCACCUGCACCAGUAAGAACCAUGAAAGAGCAGGAUAUGAUUGACCUUUUGAGCCUCACCUUGUCAACAUCAACCUCCCCUCACACCCCACCAAUCUCCAAAACCAUGCCUCAAUUACAUGUUUCCUCCAAUACACAAGGUUAUCCGUAUGUUUCUCGAACUUAUCCUGUAAACCAUGGGCCCAUUCCAUACAACAGCUAUGUCGUUCCAUGGGCCCAGCCUCAAACUCAGCAGCACCAAGUACGACCUCCUUCUCAACCCCAGUUACAGCAUCAAACUCAGCAGCACCAGUUACCACCUCCAUCUCAACCACUGCAACAGUUGCAACCUCAACCCCAGCAGCAAGCAGUGCGUCAGCCUCAGCUGUACUCGUCCUGCUACCCACCUCCACCCUGGGCAGCUACAACUGGUUAUCUCAACAACCAAAAUCACACGUCUGCUACAAAUAAUAUGUUUUCAUCUCCCCGAGCCAACAAAACUGCAUCUUAUACACCGGUGCAAGCUGCUAGACCUGUGCAACAAUUUAACUCAUUUCCCACAAAAGCAGGCAAUGGAUCAACCAUGAGUGGUGAUCCUUGGAUGAGUUCCGCCUCUAGGAUACCUGCAGCUCCAGGACAAAAGCAGUCCUUUGUUCCUCCAUACAGGUUGUUUGAAGAUCUAAAUGUUCUUGGAAAUGCAGAUGGAGGUAUAAAAUGACUGGCAGCAGACCACCAAGCUUGUCAGGAUCAUCUGGCGAAGGUAUGGUGGGUGGGAGCAAGUGAAAUGUUAGUGGGGAAUAGGGCGCACAAACUGGAUAUAUCUUUGUGAAUAUGGCUACUGCCUGUUGUGUGGUCUUUCAGUUUGGGGUGUGUAAGAAGGUUCAUUUUUAGAUGUACCGAAGGAGGUUGAGGCGAUAAUAGCUCUCCAUUCCCCAUUGAUGGGUCGUCCAUCCAACUCUUGGGUAGCUUCUGCUGGUUAUCUAAGCACUUGCCUAUGUUAUAUGAAAUUGAUGUGGGAUUUAGUGGUUUUGAUCUUCAAUUAACCCGAAUUGCGAAAAGUAGCCAGGCUCUUCAUUGGAAGCUUGUAGCUGGCUUCAUCA